Penicillium vulpinum is the source of this 516-nucleotide messenger RNA. RefSeq lists its product as uncharacterized. The record is from RefSeq and is a predicted model, not a curated record. Bases 1 to 516 code for a protein of 171 amino acids. The transcript has a single exon. NCBI's taxonomy places the organism in Eukaryota, Fungi, Ascomycota, Eurotiomycetes, Eurotiales, Aspergillaceae.
AUGACCGUCGAUGGCCGUCCUGAUCUCUCUCAUUCCCUGCCUGAAACGUACUUGGGAAAUGUGGUACUGAUCAACCGGCCAACCUUACCACUUCAUAAAUUAAUCGACCCAUCCACGCCGCUAGGGACUGUAGCGCAGAAUAUCCGAGACACUGCGCGCGUAAUCCACCACGAGAAUAUGAUGGACGCGUACUCCCUCCUUCGAGGGGUAUCGGACUUCAGCGAGCGCAAACUGCGGUUCACGACAUUCGAGGGCUCGUCGAUGCUGAUCACGUCGUUACUGGCGUUUCCCAUCGAGGAGAUCUGUUUCGGUGACCGAUAUUUCCGUCGUGGGGGGCGCCCUGAGGCGUUCAGACCAUUGAUGAGUGCUUUUAAUCAUCUGUUUAGGAUUAGUUUUAUUUUGCCGAGGGCGAGGAAUGGUGGGGUGGAGUUUGUAGUUAGUCUGUUUGAGGAGGAAAUGGGGGCUUUGGAGGGGAAUGAGGAGUUCUCAGCGUAUGCGGUGCUAUUGUCAGAUUGA